UCCGGGGCUUUCCUCCGCGUACUUUGGUCUGGCUCCCAAGUUCCUAGCUUUUUGCUGCGAGUCAGUUUCAGGCGGGUGGAAACUGACCAAGAAUUAAGCAAACAAAAGAUUCCAAAAGAAUCUGGCUGAGGGUUUCCUUCAGUACCUUUUUGAUUCCUCUCAAUCUCCCCAGGCACUGAGGAGGGUCUUUUUUUGGGGGGGGGGCGGAGUGUAGAGAGGGAGGACAAGUGUUCAAGCCAAGGGUUCAGGGGCCCAAAGGAACUUGGCCCCAAGACCCUCCUUUUUCUCUGGAUCCAGGUUUGCUGCAUGGUCUGUUUUGAUCUGAAAGUUCACGUGAAUUUUCCCGAGGUCUUGUGUAAGCCUUGGAUUGCUGUUGUUUUUUUCCCCCGGAUCUUGUUGGGAAGCGAGAGGGAGGCGUCCACCCUUGGAUUUAUUUCAGCCUUGUUAGGUUUUCCUUUUGCCCCUCUUGGGCUUUUUGGAAUUUUUUUUUUAAACCCAGUUCCUAAGAAGAGGAAAGGGAAGAAAGAAAGCAAGCAAAAAAUCCUUAAGAUAUCCCCACAAGCAAACUAACCAGUGAGUAGCUUUUGGAAGGAGGUAACUGUUAGCUACUUUUCAUUUUGAACUUUUUUUUCUGGGGCACUGUUCUCACUUAAAGUGCAUUCUUUGGGUUCUUGGCCUGUUUUACAGUGCUGGUAUCUAGGUGUGAUUUUUUUUUUUCCCUUUUGGGAGACUUAGGGAGGAAAGAGAUGUAAAAUUGCAGCCCAGAGCAGGCUGUGGGAAAACAAGAAGCCAGAUGGAGACUGUGAAAUGAGUACCUAAUGGGUGAUGGUGUCCUGGCAGGGCCCCCUUCUCUGGCCUGUAUUGUCACCUAGGACCAAAUCAGAGCCCCGUUGGAACAAACUGUUUGCAGCCCUCUCUGGGCUAUGUCACUUUCCACCAGGGGGGUGAGAGCUGUGUGGAAUGCAAGGGCCACACUUGAACUUCUGGCCUGUGUUGAGGGUAAAGGGACAAGAUUGUUGUGGACCCUUGGUGACUGCGUGUGUGUGUUUCUGCAUGUGCAUGUCAGAAGGCCCUGUCCCUACUUAAGUUUACUUGGGGUCUGAGCUGCACCCUCUUCCCCUCUGCCUUUCCCAUAGACUUUCUUUCCCUAUCAAAAAUACCCAACUCCAGCCAUGGCAUUGAAAGGCCGAGCACUUUAUGACUUCCAGAGUGAAAACAAAGAGGAGAUCAGCAUCCAACAGGAUGAGGAACUGGUGGUCUUCAGUGAGACCUCCUUGGAUGGAUGGCUACAGGGGAAGAACAGCCGGGGGGAGACUGGGCUAUUCCCUGCCUCCUAUGUGGAGAUCCUCCGAUGUCGUUCAGACUCUAACUACACAGACUAUUCAAACAGCCCGGCCAGCUCUCCCAGCAAUGAGACUUCUUUCUAUGUCUCCCCUGUGGUCAACACAGGCAUCAUGUCUCACCAGGGCAGCUUUGAGGAUGAUGAUGAGGACUGGGAUGAUUGGGAUGACGGGGGCACUGUGGUGGAGGAGCCACGGGGUGUUGGGCUGGGUACCAAUGGGCACCCCCCUCUCAACCUGUCCUAUCCCGGUGCCUAUCCCAACCAACACGUUAGCUUCCGGCCCAAGCCACCCCUAGAGCGCCAGGACAGCACUGCCUCUGGCAAGCGGGGUAGCGUGGUUGGGCGGAAUCUGAACCGCUUCUCCUGUUUUGUCCGCUCGGGUGUGGAGGCCUUCAUCCUGGGCGAUGUACCCAUGAUGGCCAAGAUUGCUGAGGCCUACUACAUUGAAAUGGGUCCCAAAGGCCCUCAGUGGAAGGCCAGCCCCCACCCCUUUGCCUGUUCUGUGGAAGACCCCACCAAGCAGACCAAGUUCAAGGGCAUCAAAAGCUACAUCUCUUACAAACUCACGCCCAGCCACGUGGGCUCACCCGUCUACCGGCGCUACAAGCACUUCGACUGGCUGUAUAACAGGCUGCUGCACAAAUUCACAGUGAUCUCAGUGCCGCACCUGCCAGAGAAGCAGGCCACAGGCCGCUUCGAGGAGGACUUCAUUGAGAAGCGCAAGCGCAGGCUGAUCCUGUGGAUGGACCACAUGACCAGCCACCCCGUGCUGUCCCAGUAUGAGGGCUUCCAGCACUUCCUGAGCUGCCUGGAUGACAAGCAGUGGAAGAUGGGCAAGCGGCGGGCGGAGAAGGAUGAGAUGGUGGGGGCCAGCUUCCUUUUGACCUUCCAGAUCCCCACUGAGCACCAGGACCUCCAGGAUGUGGAGGACCGUGUGGAUGCCUUCAAGGCCUUCAGCAAGAAGAUGGAUGACAGCGUGCUGCAGCUCACCAACGUGGCCUCAGAGCUCGUGCGCAAGCACAUCGGGGGCUUCCGAAAGGAGUUCCAGAAGCUGGGCAAUGCCUUCCAGGCCAUCAGCUACUCCUUCCAGCUGGACCCCCCCUACAGCUCUGAUGCCCUCAACAACGCCAUCUCCCACACAGGCAAGACCUACGAGACUGUGGGCGAGAUGUUUGCCGAGCAGCCCAAGAAUGACCUCUUCCAAAUGCUGGAUCGCCUUUCCCUGUACCAGGGCCUGCUCUCUAAUUUCCCUGACAUCAUCCACCUGCAGAAAGGUGCCUUCGCCAAGGUCAAGGAGAGCCAGCGCAUGAGCGAUGAGGGCAAGAUGGACCAGGACGAGGCCGACGGGAUCCGCAAGCGCUGCCGCGUGGUGGGCUUCGCUCUGCAGGCUGAGAUGAACCAUUUCCACGAGCGUCGGGUGCUGGACUUCAAGCACAUGAUGCAGUCCUAUCUACGGCAGCAGAUUCUCUUUUACCAGCGGGUCAGCCAGCAACUGGAGCAGACCCUGCGCAUGUAUGACAACCUCUAACCUUGUCCCCUUCGCCUCUCCUGCUGAGCCUCUGCUCCAGCCUUCCCCUUCCCCAAUGCAGAUGUCUGCUCAGGUAGAGAGAGAGCCUCUAGGGGCUUCCUGGUAGGGAUGGCCAAGUCCCACUUUCCCCUGCCCCUUUUGUAUGGUUAACCAGUCCCUCUCCCCCUCUCCUUUGUAGGUAUAUGUCUGCCCAAGGUGGUCUGACUUCAUGGCAUGGACUUAGAGGAAAUCAGUCCCCUUCUGGGAGGCUCUCACAGCAACUGCCUUGAUCCCCAGUUAGAGCAUUGAGCUUUGAAAAAGGGACCAAGAGUAGGGGAGAGGGAUCUGGUUUCUAGUUUUGAGUGACUCGGCUUCCUCUUCGUUGGAAGUGGGAGCAGAGGCAGAUAGGGGAGGGAGCCCGAUGGACACCCAAGGCUAUGGUGGCCUAGAGAGAGAACCCAGGAGAGCCUGCUCCCCAGCCCUAAAUCCUUACCUGAACAAAAUGACAGGACCCUGUGAAGCAGGGUCACUCCUAGACAUCUCCGGAUAGGGUUAUGGGGCAAAUCCAAGCAUCCCCUUCUUUCUGCUGAAAACAUUAAGGCUUCUUCACCUGUCUUCACCCUGAACCACGGCCACUGUCUACUUACGGCAUGGAUUCUGGCCAUUGGCUCCUCUUUGGGAAUCUGGCCAGAGCCCAGAGGAGGGGUGAAGACUGGGCCAUGAUAGCUGCCCAGUCUCUAACUCUUCCCUCUUCUAGUCCUGUUCCCGAUGGCUAAUGGGGAAGGGGAAGCUGCAGUCCCUCCUAACACCAGGCCACUUGGUGGGAUUUUGCCAGGGGCCCCUAAUGCCUAGGUGAGGUCUUUCCCUGGUCUGACUCCAUCCUUUUCCUUCUCACCUCCCACCCCACCCCCCAAGGUUGUAAGGCCCCCUGUGGGAGCUGCCUGGGCGCUAGCCCUGAUCGACAUGCUUGGUGGUCCUCUGCACCCUGGACCUGUGCUCUAUACCCAUAGAUAACGCUGGCUCUUACUCUGGAGCUGAACUUUGCUGAUAUUUGUGCCCACCAGCAUAUAACCCACGGGAUCAGGGCUUAGAUAGCAUAGAUUCCACAAGGCCUUAAAAGACCUCCUGAGUGCCUUUUGAUCCCCUUAAAUCUCAAGCAUGGAGAGAAGCUGUCAGCUGUGCCUGCUCGUGAAUGGCAGAGAAUCUGUGGGACUGAAGGAGGGGCAGGAGAGCUCAGCUCCCCUGGGAGCCCUCCAGGUGCCCAUCCCCUCUUCUCGAACGCACUGUGAUGCCAGCCCGGCCUCCCUGAGGUCCCGCAGAGAUGCCUCUGGUUGUUGUUUACAUCCCAGUGGGAGCUGCCCACACACCCUGUAGGUUUAGGGGGCUGGAGUGGGGGAGGGGUGCCGCCUGACAGUGGCCACACAGGCAGAUGUGGGCCACAGCUUGGUGGUGCCCCUUUAGGCCUCAGGCAGCCCCUCUCGCUUUUGUUUGUUCUUUUUUUUUUUCCUCAAAAGAACUUUUACAAUUAAAACAGCAGAGUUAAAUUUU
Molecule: messenger RNA, 4397 nt
Organism: Trichosurus vulpecula (common brushtail)
Lineage: Eukaryota; Metazoa; Chordata; Mammalia; Diprotodontia; Phalangeridae
Gene: SNX33
Product: sorting nexin 33
Exons: 2
Coding region: 1173-2870 (565 amino acids)
Biological process (GO): cleavage furrow formation; mitotic cytokinesis; mitotic cell cycle
Cellular component (GO): plasma membrane; cytoplasmic vesicle
Molecular function (GO): phosphatidylinositol binding; protein binding
Source: RefSeq, a predicted model, not a curated record